AAUAAAUUUACACAAUUUUUUCACAUGAUAUUUUGCAAUGGAAUUAAUUACCCUAGUCGCUUCUGCCCUUUUCCUUUUUCCAACCAUCAUUUAUCUUUUAGUUAAAUCUCGAUCUAAUCUUGCAAGAAGCAAGAUGCUACCUCCCGGUCCACCAAGGUGGCCCGUAAUAGGCAACCUAUUUCAAUUGGGCGAGCUCCCACAUAGGGAUCUCGCCUCAUUCUGUGAAAAAUACGGGCCUUUAGUUUAUCUUCGCCUAGGAAAUGUCGACGCAAUCACCACCAACGAUCCAGACACCAUUCGCGAGAUCCUUCUAAGGCAAGAUGAGAUUUUCGCGUCUCGCCCUAGAACCCUAGCUGCAGUUCACUUGGCUUACGGAUGUGGAGACGUAGCCCUGGCUCCCUUAGGUCCACAAUGGAAAAGGAUGAGAAGAAUUUGCAUGGAGAAUCUCUUGACUACGAAGAGAUUGGAAUCCUUUGCGGGCCAUCGAGCCGACGAGGCUCAACACCUGGUCCAUGAUGUAUGGACCAGGGCUCAAUAUGGGAAGGAAGUUAACUUGAGGGAGGUUCUUGGAGCCUUCUCCAUGAAUAACGUGACUAGAAUGCUUCUUGGGAAACAAUUCUUUGGGGCUGAAUCAUCUGGACCCGAUGAGGCUAUGGAGUUUAUGCAUAUAACACACGAAUUAUUUAGGCUCUUGGGUUUGAUUUAUUUGGGCGAUUACUUGCCGUUUUGGAGAUGGAUUGAUCCUUAUGGAUGUGAGAAGAAGAUGAGGGAAAUCGAGAAGAGAGUUGACGAUUUUCAUAGUAGAAUCAUUGAAGAACAUAGGAAAGGAAAACGAGAGAUGGAUGUAAAUGGAGAAGGAGAUAUGGAUUUUGUUGAUGUUUUGUUGUCAUUACCGGGCGAAGAUGGAAAAGAACACAUGGAAGAUGUCGAGAUUAAAGCUCUAAUUCAGGAUAUGAUAGCUGCAGCAACGGAUACUUCAGCCGUGACAAACGAAUGGGCAAUGGCGGAAGUAAUAAAACAUCCAAAUGUUCUUAUAAAGAUUCAACAAGAGCUUGAUUCCGUCGUCGGAAUCGACAGAAUGGUAAUGGAAUCCGACCUAGUUAAUCUCAACUAUCUCCGAUGUGUCGUAAGAGAAACUUUCCGUAUGCAUCCUGCCGGUCCAUUCCUAAUUCCCCACGAAUCCAUUCGCGACGCUGUCAUCAACGGCUUUCACAUCCCAGCCGGAACACGUGUCUUCAUCAACACGCAUGGCCUCGGCAGGAAUAAGUCGAUAUGGGACGACGUCGAGAUUUUCCGUCCGGAAAGACAUUUGACCGGCGACGGAGGAACUCGUGUCGAGAUAAGUCAUGGGGCGGAUUUCAAAAUCUUGCCUUUUAGCGCCGGAAAAAGAAAGUGUCCCGGCGCUCCAUUGGGAGUGACUAUGGUUUUGAUGGGUCUUGCUCGUCUUUUUCAUUGUUUUGAUUGGAAUCCGCCCGAGGGAUUGAGAUCAGACGAGAUUGAUACUAUGGAAGUUUAUGGAAUGACAAUGCCUAAAGCUAGACCUUUAAUGGCAUUGGCUAAACCACGUUUGGCUAGCCAUUUUUAUCUUUAUUAA
Impatiens glandulifera is the source of this 1594-nucleotide messenger RNA. RefSeq names its product cytochrome P450 703A2. NCBI's taxonomy places the organism in Eukaryota, Viridiplantae, Streptophyta, Magnoliopsida, Ericales, Balsaminaceae. The record is from RefSeq and is a predicted model, not a curated record. The coding region runs from base 38 to 1594 and encodes 518 amino acids. The transcript is spliced from 2 exons. Gene Ontology annotation, molecular function: oxidoreductase activity, acting on paired donors, with incorporation or reduction of molecular oxygen; iron ion binding; monooxygenase activity.